AUGGAGGUGCAGGGCGAAGACCUCGACCCGACAACGUUCAGACCCAAGUUGCCUGUGACUGCAAGCGAUGUCCAAGUUACUACUCUGCCGUCGAGCAGCUCCGAGGCCACCCCCACGAGCAUCUUUGCCGAGGCGACGACAGAGCCCCUGCCGUCUAGCACACCUAAGACGCCCACUACUACAGAUUCUCCUGUGACGAAUGACACCACUGAAGCUACAUCUACGCAGGAGACUACAGUGGCCACAGCGGCGCCAACGACCACAUCGACGACCGUGAAACCGGCGCCGAAGCUCUCCAACGUGUCGGCCCCCUGCUCCGAGCGGCUGGGGACAUUCAUGCGUCGCAUGCUGCGAGGCUUCCCAUCCCGCCUGCCCGAGCUCUGGGAAUUCCGGCGCCGACGAUUUCUGCGUGCCGCGGUUGUCGGUGGCCUGCCACAACUGGGUGUGGAACGCAUGCAGGUCAACUGCAAUUUGAGCUCGGCGCACACAACGUGGAACGUGAGGCUCCGUGCCCAGCUCGAUGGUAUCUGUAACCUAGGCAUCACGGGCCUACCACGAAUGUACCUGCGCUUCACCGGGCCUGUGGUCGCCAACGCGCGCUUUGGGGCGCUGCUGUCGGACGACUCAAAGCCUCAGCUAGACGAGUUGCAGAUCUUGUCGGCCGACGUACAGGAGAUCCACUACCAGAGUGUGUUGGGCUUCGAGCAGCCAUUCGUGGAACGAGCUUCCAAGUACCUCCUCCAGAGAGCGCUGCGCGAGGAAGUGCUCGGACCUAUACGAGAGGCCAUCAACGCGGAGAUCGAGAACCCAAGCCCUGACCCGCCAGCCGCAACAGAAGAUACCACUUUCCCUUGACAGAUGCAUUUCAUAUA
Molecule: messenger RNA, 872 nt
Organism: Dermacentor albipictus
Lineage: Eukaryota; Metazoa; Arthropoda; Arachnida; Ixodida; Ixodidae
Source: RefSeq, a predicted model, not a curated record